AUGACUCGGAAAGACCUUCUGCCUAACUUACCACGCCAAUGUGAAUACCUGCAUCUUUUCAAGUGGACGUUGUAUGUGCGAGAAGAGGCACCGUCAGUCGACUCGGGGCCUUUCAAACACACAGCGAAAGAGUGGACGUUUGGGCUGUCCGACCCCGGCCCGUUUGUGGUGUCGGCGUCUGGCACUGUAUUUCGGCUCACCUUCUCGGCUCACCGGAAGCUCAUCAGUUGGCCACUACUCCAGAACGCUACCUUUCGACUGAGUGCGCGGUCAGCGGCAUUACUAGGUGUUGAAGCUGAUAUAUUCUCGGGGAAAGUGAACGUUGUAGAAGAGCCUGUUGGUGGCUGUGAUGAGGUUGUGUUGGUGUCUACUGGCCGCAUUGCAAUCGGCCUGUGGUCGGGCCCCGAAAGUGAGGUUGCGGUCAUCUACCUCAAUGUUACCUUCUAUGAUAUAGUCAGGGCUUUUGGUCUUGCCAGUCAUCGUCUCGGGGGAACCCCCGAUGACUUGGACCCACUGGUCGGACUUAGAGGGCUCACAGUGAUGGUAGCACUGAGAGACGGCGCUACAGUUGUGUUCAGCAAUACUUUCUAUCGUGUGGACGCUGAAGACACUUUCAUACAGCAACCUGAACCCUCGGCUGUUUUUCAUGUGUUAAAACCGCAUCAAUCAGGACAGGCGUUCGAGUUCCCGAUCGAUGGUAGUCUUAGGCUGGCCUGGCGUACAAGGGCUUUUACGAGGUUCUGGCAUGCUGUCACGGUUGACGUGGUGGUCUUCACUGAGGACCACGAAGUUCUAUGGAGUGUGAGCGAAGUGGCUCCACUCAGAGCGACGUCCUCACGGGUUGAUCAUUCUGCUACUAUUGAUUUUGACGUCACCGAAGACUGGAGGCAACACUACGUGUCUUUGGCUCAGUCGAAAGUGGCGGCCCUUGAGGCACAUGCCCUGGAGUCGAUCGAUGAGAAGUGA
This is a messenger RNA of Perkinsus marinus ATCC 50983, 966 nucleotides long. RefSeq lists its product as hypothetical. The transcript has a single exon. The record is from RefSeq and is a predicted model, not a curated record. Bases 1 to 966 code for a protein of 321 amino acids. NCBI's taxonomy places the organism in Eukaryota, Perkinsozoa, Perkinsida, Perkinsidae.